AUGGCCUCCCCAGUUGCCGCCAUCCCCUCAAUCGCCACUCUGGCCGCUGCGCCGGCUGCUGCCGAUCAGCAAGCCUCUAAGCCGAAGGAAGAGAAGACUAAGCGCGACGAGUGCAUGCUCUUCUCGAACGCCGCCGAUCCGGCCAAGGACUGCCUCUCCACGAUUGACCAAUACCGGGCCUGCAUGAAGGGAUUCGGGUUCACGGUGUAA
Molecule: messenger RNA, 210 nt
Organism: Colletotrichum navitas
Lineage: Eukaryota; Fungi; Ascomycota; Sordariomycetes; Glomerellales; Glomerellaceae
Exons: 3
Coding region: 1-210 (69 amino acids)
Cellular component (GO): mitochondrial intermembrane space
Molecular function (GO): copper ion binding; copper chaperone activity
Source: RefSeq, a predicted model, not a curated record